Messenger RNA from Drosophila grimshawi, 755 nucleotides. RefSeq names its product protein FAM136A. The coding region runs from base 80 to 526 and encodes 148 amino acids. The record is from RefSeq and is a predicted model, not a curated record. The transcript is spliced from 3 exons. Gene Ontology annotation, cellular component: cytoplasm. Lineage: Eukaryota; Metazoa; Arthropoda; Insecta; Diptera; Drosophilidae.
UAUACAUCACACAUAUUGCCAUAGACACAUAGAAAUUGUUUAAAUUUUUGCCAAAAUUGUUGAAAUUGUACGAAAUCCGAUGGUGGAACAACAAAAGCAACGCCUCGAAGGCGCCAUCAGCGAUAUGAUUGAGGACAUGUAUCGCUCCCAUUUGCGUCGCAUGCAGUCCACAAUGCAUCGCUGUGCCGCCAGCUGUUGUGAUGAUGAGCGCGGCACUUUGGAUACCGUACAACGUUGCAUUGAGAAGUGUGCCACACCAUUGAUGGACGCCCAAGAUUAUCUGCAGAACGAGCUGGGACAGUUUCAGAAUCGCUUGCAAACCUGUGUCAAGGAAUGCAACAGCGAUGCACGCUCCCAAUUGAGCAAAAAUCCCAGCGAGCAUGAAAUGUCGCGAUCGAAGCAUCUGUUUGAGGUCUGCACCGGUGGCUGUGUGGAUAAGCAUAUCGAUCUGUUGCCGGGCCUGCUGAAGAACAUACAGAAGACUCUCGACAGGGGUUUACCCAGAAGAUCGCUAUUGCGCGAUUAGCAGAGAACACGACUUCUAUAUUCUGGCACAACUGAUAACAACUUGGGGUUCAAGGCGGCAUCGAUAAGCUUGUUUUUUGGGACACUUUCGUUCGUUGGUUUUUUGUUUUGUCCAAUUUUGGUUUUUUUCUGGAUUUUUUCUUUUUCUUUCUUUUGUUAUUAGUAGAGCUAAACUUACAUGUAUAUAUAUAUAUGUGUGUGUAUCAAGAAAUAUAUUAAACUUAUAAUAG